AUGUCGUACGAACUGAGACACGUUUUUGCCAGUCUCCCACAGAUGGAAAGGGGAGUUACCAAAGUAAUUAGUGGUGAUCCCAAAGGCAACAACUUCCUCUAUACCAACGGGAAAUGUGUCAUCAUCCGGAACAUUCAUAACCCAUCCAUAGCAGACAUAUACACCGAACAUACCCACACAGUUACGGUUGCUAAGUACGCACCCAGUGGAUUCUACAUCGCUUCUGGAGAUGCAUCAGGAAAGCUCCGUAUCUGGGACACUACGCAGAAGGAGCAUCUACUCAAGUAUGAGUAUACCCCAAUAUCUGGCAAGGUCAAGGACAUCGCAUGGACAGAGGACAGCAAAAGAAUUGCUGUUGUUGGGGACGGACGAGAGAAGUUUGGGUCUGUGUUCCUGUGGGACACUGGUUCUUCAGUAGGAAGUGUUUCUGGCCACUCCAAAUUAAUUAACAGCGUAGACAUUCGCCAUAAACGUCCAUACCGAAUGGUCACUGGUGGUGAUGACUGCACUGGUUGUUUCUCUGAAGGGCCUCCCUUUAAGUUCAAGUUCACGAUUCGUAAUCACAACCGGUUUGUCAACUAUGUUCGUUUCUCUCCUGAUGGAAGUCAUUUUGCCACAGCUGGUGCUGAUGGCAAGAUUUUUAUCUAUGAGGGAGUUAAUGGUGAUCUUGUCAGCUGCCUGGGAGGAGAAGUUGCUCACAAAGGAGGAAUAUAUGCUAUAAGUUGGAGCCCAGACAGCUCCCAGUUAAUUUCUGCCUCAGGGGACAAGACCGUCAAGCUCUGGGAUGUUGGUGUCGGUACUGCAGUCACUACUUUCCCCAUGGGCACUGAAGUAGCGGAUCAGCAGCUGGGCUGUCUGUGGCAGAACAAUCACCUUCUCAGCAUCUCCCUGUCAGGCUACAUUAACUACUUGGACAAGAACAAUCCUGACCGGCCCAUACGCACCAUCAAGGGCCACAGCAAAUCCAUCCAGUGUGUGACAGUUCACAGAAGUGAUGGGCGACCAUACAUCUACACGGCAAGUCAUGAUGGACAUAUUAAUUACUGGGAUGCAGAAACUGGGGAGAAUGAUUGUUUCUCAGGUAAGGGCCACAGCAACCAGGUGAGCAAAAUGGUGGUCAACGACGCCAAUGAGGUGGUGACGUGCAGCAUGGAUGACACGGCGCGCUACACCAACAUCAAGAAGCAUGAAUACAGCGCCACUGAUGUGGUAAAAAUGGAUUUCCAGCCAAAAAGCAUCUCGACUGCAGAGGGACUGACACUGGUUAUUUGCAUUGGGCAGGUUGUGUUACUAAAGGACAAAAGAAAAGUAUUCGCACUGGAAAACCUUGGCUAUGAACCUGAAGUUGGAGUUCUCAACCCUACAGGGGACACUGCUGCCGUUGGGGGAACAGAUGGAACAAUUCGUCUGUAUUCGGUCCAAGGCAAUACUCUGAAAGAUGAGGGAAAAGCCAUACAGGUUAAAGGGGCGAUCACAGACAUGGCUUAUUCUAAUGAUGGCGCAUAUUUGGCUGUCAUAGAUGACAAGAAAGUGGCCACAGUCUUUAGUGUGGCAGAUGGCUACUCGCUCAAAAAUGAAUACUAUGGACACCAUGCAAAACCGGUUACCUUAGCCUGGUCACCUGAUAAUGAGCACUUUGCAACUGGUGGAAUGGAUAUGAUGGUUUAUAUCUGGACCGUUUGCGAUCCAGAUAAAAGGAUUAAGUUGCCAGAUUGCCACAAGUUGCACCAUGUUAGCGGCCUGUCCUGGAUUGAUGCAAAUAAUCUUGUCACCACUUCCCAUGAUGCUAGCAUCAAGCAGUGGACAAUUGCAUACUGA
Nerophis lumbriciformis (worm pipefish) is the source of this 1818-nucleotide messenger RNA. Lineage: Eukaryota; Metazoa; Chordata; Actinopteri; Syngnathiformes; Syngnathidae. The record is from RefSeq and is a predicted model, not a curated record.